Messenger RNA from Arachis duranensis, 1308 nucleotides. RefSeq names its product protein trichome birefringence-like 19. NCBI's taxonomy places the organism in Eukaryota, Viridiplantae, Streptophyta, Magnoliopsida, Fabales, Fabaceae. Gene Ontology annotation, molecular function: O-acetyltransferase activity. The transcript is spliced from 2 exons. The record is from RefSeq and is a predicted model, not a curated record. Bases 70 to 1308 code for a protein of 412 amino acids. Gene Ontology annotation, cellular component: Golgi apparatus.
UAAUAUAUAACAUUAUUAUUAUCUAACUAAAGCUUAAGACACAGGAGAGAUUCACACCAAACUAAAACAAUGAAGUUUGAUGCAAAGGAGAGAUUCAGUUGCAAGAAUUUAUCAGGAAACAUUUUUCAAUUGCCAAUCACUCUGCUUAUUGCAACCGUGGUACUAUUUCCUCUGAUGAGGAUCAUAGACAAACCACAGUUAUUUGGGAGCAUAGAAGAAGAAACAAGAGAAUGCAACAUAUUUUCGGGGCAUUGGGCUUCUUAUCAUCUUAAGGAGCCUUACUACAAUAAUGAGACAUGCCCUCACAUCAUAGAUCCUUAUAACUGCAUCAAGAAUGGGAGACCUGACAGAGAGUUUAUCAAGUUAAGGUGGAAGCCUUAUGGCUGUGAGCUUCCACUAUUUAAUGCAACUGAAUUCUUGAGACUUGUUCAAGGCAAGUCAAUGGCCUUUGUUGGUGACUCCAUGGGCAGAAAUCAGAUGGAUUCUUUGAUCUGCCUCCUAAAUUCUGUUGGUAGACUUGAGGAUAUUACAGAAAGAUACACAUCUAAGGAUGACAUACAUUUUAGAUGGUGGUUCAGUUCAAAUUACAAUUUCACUCUUACAAUAUUAUGGGCUCCAUUUUUAGUUAAAGCUACUGGUGCUGAUCUCCGGGGUAGUGCAUUUGACAGUUCAUUAAGCCUUUAUCUUGAUGAGCCAAAUGAUGCUUGGGUCAGCAAGGUUGAGGAUUUUGAUUAUGUGAUUUUCUCAACAGGACAAUGGUUCUAUCGACCAUUGACUUUCUAUGAGAAUGAUCAUAUUGUUGGAGGUCAACAAGGAGUAAGUAAAGUACAAGACAUUAACUUGUAUGGUUACAAAAAGGCUUUUCAGACAUCUUUUAGAACCAUCAUGAACCUUAAACGGUUCAAAGGAUUGACUUUUUUAGUGACACAAUCUGCAAAACACUUUGAGCAUGGAGAGUAUAAUGAAGGUGGGAAUUGUAACAGAACAAGACCAUUUACAAAAGAAGAAAGACAAGGCUAUAACAAUGGGGAGCUCUUGGAAGCAAUGCAUCAUGCUCAAGUGGAUGAAUUUAGAGAAGCAGAAAAGGAAGCUAGAAAAAAAGGGUUGCACUUUGGUUUGAUAGAUAUAAGUGAAGCAACAUCAUUGAGGCCUGAUGCACAUCCUGAUAAAUAUGGCCUUAUUUAUAAUAAGAAUGUUAAGGUUGUAGAUUGUGUACAUUGGUGCUUGCCUGGUGCUAUUGACACGUGGAAUGAAUUUUUGUUCUAUAAAAUGAAACAAGCAAUCAACAAGACAAGUACUUCAAUUUGA